Aphanomyces invadans is the source of this 2227-nucleotide messenger RNA. RefSeq lists its product as hypothetical. The record is from RefSeq and is a predicted model, not a curated record. The transcript is spliced from 6 exons. Lineage: Eukaryota; Oomycota; Saprolegniomycetes; Saprolegniales; Verrucalvaceae. The coding region runs from base 294 to 2078 and encodes 594 amino acids.
CGCACCAACAAAAGGCGAACUCGGAGCGACAACGGUGGCCGGCGACCACACCAAGCGACGCUGAACGAGACUCGAUGGGCGAUGUUGACAUGGUUGGCGAUCGGCCCGACGGGUCUCUCUCGCCGCAGCAACGAGCCAUGUCCAGCCACGACCGCGGGCAUGGCGAGAAUGGUACAGUGGCUGAGUACUGGAAGCAGGUAGAGCGGAUGUCCAAUGCGACCGAAAAAACUCCCCGUGUGCGAUGUCGGUAGCAUGGAGCGCUCAAGGCGUCGUAUCAGGAUGAAAUCAACGCAAUGUACAACGCGUUCCGAGCACGCAUAUCCCAGGACUCGUCGGUCGACGACGCGAUCGCGGCCGAGAAGCGGCAGGUUGAAUUCGACAUGGAAUCUGUCACGUUUUGCAAAGUUGUGCUGGACGAAUCGGCCAGUACCCAAAGCACACCUCGAACAUGGGACGACCUCGCGCGUGUGCGAAAGUAUAUUCAAAUGGUGGUGGUGCCGUACAUGGCAAAGAUGGCCCCGCCGGUUGUGGCGCCGUCCGACCCAGCGCCGGCAUCGGACAUUCAAACCAACGUCCACGUGGCAUGGGCCGGCCGACGACACAACUCAUCGCGGGGUGGCCGACCAGCGAUCGAUCGCUCCGUCGGCGGUGUGCCAGCCAGCUACAUGAAUCACGCGUCAGCAGCACCGUCGGCGGCAAGCUCUCCCGUCGCAACUUCGUCCCAAGUGUCGAUACAAUCCGAGGAUGUCGAGGCGUCGUCGGGUGGAGAAAACAACGCGAACGCGGUUGAGUACUGGCGCCAGCACGCCGCGCUCAAAGCCGCGCAUUACGAAACAUGCAAGGUCGUCUACCACGCGUUCCAGCACUUUCUCGUGACGUCGUCGGCCGACCAGGAUGCUUCCCAACGCCAGAAGCUCACGUACUUGCUGGGAUUCGUCGAGUUUUGCUGCCAUGUCCUGAGCGAGUCGAGCGCGACGCACCCGGCGAGACCGAUCUCGGAUUUGAAACGAGUCGUCAAGUCAGUGAACAAGAUUAUGUUGCCGUAUCGGCACAAAAUUGGGAUGGCCGAGAAGGCAGCCCAUGCGACAGCCCAUGGCAGUCUACAAGUCGACGGCGGGGCCAUCCAUGAAGCACCGACGAUAAUGAUGGCGGCGGCAACGAAAUCCCCCAUGUCCAUCGCGUCCACAUCGUCGACUGCAUCUCGGACGACCGUCCUGCCGUCCGUCCAAAAUCUCUUGCAGCGUUCCUCGACCCGCGACAACGCGCCGGGAACGACCUACGCACAGCUCGACAGGAGGACGGAUCCCGCGGCCGACCAGUACUGGCACCACAAAUCGCAGCUCGAAGCGACGUACUUGAGGCAAGUGAUGGCGGCCCAAACGUUUUUCGACGCUUAUCGUCACAAAUUUGCCACACAACGCUCCCAGGAGCACCUUCAAGACGUGGUGCAUUUGUGCGACUACGCCGACUACUGCCGCCAGGUCCUGUCCGAGGACCGGCAGGCGGCGUCCCAGCGUUCGCUGCAAGAGCUUCACGUGGUCCAUUCGUACAUCACGGCGUUGGUCUUGCCACAUUUGGCGUCGUUGCAGGCGCUGGUCGACCGCGACAAUAGCACGGCGCCUGCGAUUCCCCCGACCGACGACUGCCACCGCAUGUCCAGGUUACAUCAACACACGGACUCGUUCUUGCAAGCGAUGGACCAGCCGAAGCCGGCAGUGGACAAGGAAGGGUCGCGCGGUUCGUCCGGGGCUGUUGUGGGAAUGUCCGAUCCAGCAUCGACGUACUGGCGCAAGCAUGCGGCCCUUCGAGAACUCUAUCGAGACAACGUGAUGCUAGUCCAAGCUGCUUUUCAAAAGUACGCCGCCGAAUUCGCCCAUGCAAAGUCGGCAGCAGAGGCGAGAAAGCUCACGCGCUUGUACGACAUGCUCGAACAUGUCGAGUUUAGCGCUAAAGUCUUCAACGAGCUGCCGGGGAAGGACGCGCCGCGAGACCUGGACACCCUCGACAUCGUCCAUCGCUGUAUCAUGCAAAUUGUGAGCCCGUAUUGCCAGCAUGUCGAAGCGGAAGCCAGAUCAUGAACAAAAGAGUCACGGUUAGGACAAACACAGAGUAACAGCGCAAGCUUGAGACAUGCCAGCGCCGUCGCUGCAUCGUCCGAUGUGUCAUGCAUGACAUACAAAACACAGCGAGUUGAUCACCCUACUGAGAUAUCUCCCUGGUGUUGGCA